This is a messenger RNA of Saccoglossus kowalevskii, 357 nucleotides long. RefSeq lists its product as uncharacterized. The record is from RefSeq and is a predicted model, not a curated record. NCBI's taxonomy places the organism in Eukaryota, Metazoa, Hemichordata, Enteropneusta, Harrimaniidae.
AUGGCUGCGGAUGCUGAAUGGGAGGAAGGAGAGAUGUAUUGUAAUACCAGAGGAGGACAUCUCGUAUCACUUCACUCACAUGACGAAGAGCAAUUCGCAAAGGAACUUGCUGGUCCCGAUAACGAAUUUUGGAUUGGGAUGACACAGAAAGAUAAUACCGGUUAUAAGUGGACUGAUGGAACAGAAAUCGAUUAUCUAAAUUGGGGUGAAGACCAACCAAGCGAUGGUUUUUUUAUGUAUGAUGAAGACUGUGUCACAACAAAUGACCCUAGUCGCAAAAUCGAUAACCAAUGGAACGAUGUCAACUGCAAUAGACAGCGUUACUUUGUAUGCAAGACUCUGGCAAUUAACAGUUAA